AUGGCGACUCACACGGUGGCAAGCAAUGCUUCAAUGUUUUUCGCGAUGACUCUUACAAGCGACCAGACUCUUUUUCUGCUUUAUCACAAAGACAGCUACGCUGAUAAUUCUGUAAUGCUGCGCAGCUCAAAGCCUAUGGUGAUGAGAGAUGUGUUUCUAACCAAAUGUACUUCCUUUUUUCCGAAUCCACUUUCGUGUGUGUACGUUCAUAAGACUUCUGAUGCGAUCUUGAAUUCAUUUGCAUCAUUUCUUCUGGUCAAACCCAUUGUAGAUGUUAUUGGGUGGAAAAACGGUUUGAUUCUCUACGCGGGAGCGGGAUUUUUUAGUAGUUUUGCCUACUUAUUCAGUAGUCAACUAAGCAGCACCAAGACAAAUACACGUUUUGACUGUUGUGCCACAUCAAAUGGAGCAUUCGCUGGAUUUGCGGCGCUUAGCCUUGCCUUGCCAAAGUGCUAUAUCCCUGCUUCUAAGCGUGUACCUGUGAGUUAUCUUGGUAUUCCUUAUCUAAUUAAAUGCACUUACGAUGAAUACAUUGGUCCUAAGUUUCUGGAAAAGAGGGAAUCUAACGCAAUAGAGUUGCGAAAUUGGGGUUUUGUUGGGGGAGUCUUUUUUUCUAUGAUAUUUUCUUCUUUGGUUUUAAGGACAAGAACAGACUUUGGUAGGAUGAAUGUAUUUUGGAGCAAUAUAAAAAGGUCUUCUUCGUAA
Messenger RNA from Trypanosoma theileri, 705 nucleotides. RefSeq lists its product as uncharacterized. The transcript has a single exon. The record is from RefSeq and is a predicted model, not a curated record. Bases 1 to 705 code for a protein of 234 amino acids. Lineage: Eukaryota; Euglenozoa; Kinetoplastea; Trypanosomatida; Trypanosomatidae.